Messenger RNA from Amphiprion ocellaris (clown anemonefish), 3133 nucleotides. It is a transcript of the gene dffa, whose product is annotated as DNA fragmentation factor, alpha polypeptide. The record is from RefSeq and is a predicted model, not a curated record. Gene Ontology annotation, biological process: regulation of apoptotic process; apoptotic process. The transcript has 6 exons. The coding region runs from base 115 to 1080 and encodes 321 amino acids. Lineage: Eukaryota; Metazoa; Chordata; Actinopteri; Pomacentridae.
GCGCCACAACGGCAGUUCCGCGUUCGAAGAGACAGUCGAGACUUGCUUGUAGGCAUUUGUCAGUGUUACGGUAAAAGACGAGGGGAAAGUAGGUUUUUCUAUACGAAACCUAGAAUGACAGAUAGGAAACCGUGUAAGGUGUGUAAUUUCACACGACAGAAAUCAUACGGGGUCGUAGUUCCAUCCCUGGACGAGUUGAAACAAAAAGGGUGUGAGUUUCUCGGGUACAGCCCUACUGAUCCGGUAACAGUGGUCCUCGAGAACGAUGGGACGAUAGUAGAGGAUCAAGCCUACUUCCUGUGUUUACCCUCAAACACAAAGUUCAUGCUGUUGCAUGAAAAAGAAACAUGGUCUCCAGUUCGCAAGAUGGAUGGUGGCACAGCUUGGAUGGCUAGGGAGUCGGUGCUGCUGGACACUGAUGCUGUGGACGCCGUCAGUUCAGCAGCACCCUGGUGGGGCUUGGCUCAGCAGCUGAAGCAGGACAUGGCGAGCGUCAUUCUUAUGUCUGAGGCAGAUCUACAGACCUUGGUGGAUGCCCCGUGUCCUGAGCUGGCCUCUGCUUUGGGCUUCCAAGAAAAGAAAGCUGAGGACCUCCAGGAGACACUGCAGAGGGUUUUGGAUCGAAGAGAGGAGGAGAGGCAGUCCAAGGAGUUGCUUCAACUCUACCUCAAAGCUGCAGAGAAAGAGGAUGGACAUCAGGAAGAACCAAGCCAGUCUGACCAAAGAGGUGCUGGAGACAGAGAUGUGCCGGAUGGAAUGGAAGUGGAUGCUGCAUCUGGAUUCAUGUCCAGGACACUGAUGGUCCUGAAAGGGAAAACAUUCCCAGAGACAAGGCUUUCCACCGAGGACCUGCAGAUGGUCGUGGCCAGAGGAGUGGAAGCGAUGGAGCAGGUGCUGGGCUGGGACACAGAAAGGACAACUGCGCUGCUGCAGGCCUGCAAAGCCGAACUGGCCACGCGUCUGCAGCAGAUUCAGGCCGUGCAAUCCGUCAGGAACAACACACAGCCGGAUGGCAACCAGCAGUCCAGCGAAAAGAGCACGGAGGAGGGUGUAGAAACGCCAGCUCAAGGCAGCGAAUAGGUCGAGACUACCUGAGCAGAGACUGAUAAGAAUUGACACUACCUGCCUCGGGGUCAGUGGAAUGGGAUUCACCCUGUGUUACUGAUAACAUCUUUACUGCUGGAAUACAUGAAUGUUAAGGAUGUUGACAUUUGCAUCAUUUUGUAAAACUCGCAAACCACUUGAAUGCUUUUGCCUCUGGAGGAAGCUGGGUGAUUUGCACAAGUCAUGUUUAUCAAAGGCAUGAUGACAUUAACCACUCGCAUCACUUGUGUAUUGGCUCCUUAUUUUGAUGAGAGCCACGCUGUGAAACUAACAACAGAUAAACAGAUUUAUGUGAAUCUUAAAGCCACACUUUAGCAUUCUGGGGGGAAAAAAAAACGUAUUUGCUCUCAUGCUGAGAAAUAGAUGAGAACAUAGAUAACACUCACAUGUCUGUCCUUUAAGUAUGAAGCUGAAAUAAGCAGCCAGGAAACAGAAGCAGAUAGCCUGGUUGUGUUCAAAAGUAGUAAAAUCUACCUAGCAGCACCUCAGAAACUCAUAUAUUUUCACAUAAUAUUAAUAAAACACCUGCAAAUAAUUUCCCCUAAAACCACAGCUUGUAAUAUUUACAUUUCUUCACUUUGUGUAUUUAAAUAAAUUAGAUGUCACACAUUGACUAAUUGGCUUUAGAGGUGAAGUUUUUUUAAAUUUUUGGACAGAACCAGGCCAGCUGUUUCCUCUAGUUUCCAGCCUUUACUCUAACCUCAGCUAGUUGUCUAGAUUCAUUUUUGGCUGUCAGAUAUGAGACUGAUAUCAAUCUUAUCAUUUGACAUUCAGCAUGAAAGCAAAUGAGGAACAAUGUGGGACUACUGCUUCAGUAAUUUAGAGAAAAUGUUUCUUUUCAAUUUGCCUUCCAGUCUUGUUUUGCAUUCUGCGCCCCCCCUAAACACAGCCAAUUUAGACAGAAGGUGAACACAGCUUUUUAUUUCAGAUCUUUUGAUAAUAGUUAGGAAUACUGAGAAGCAGCUAGAGGAAGCUGUGGAUGUACUUAGUUUUAGUUGGAAUUAAUUUACGUGUUGUCACUGAUACUACAUUUAUUUCCUGAGUCCGGGGGAACUUGUGGAUAGUUUGAAGUAGCAACAACUAAUCCUAUGCCUCUUAAGUCGUUUGUUAUAUUCCUUGAUGCUUUUACUUUUUUCAGUCAGUUUUAUAGUCUACUAGUAGUAAACUGAGAAUAUCUAGAAAACAGGCUCCCUCAUAGCGAAUAUUAAUCCAAUGAAAUGCAGCAUUUUCCUUUGGAUUUUACGUAAAUGUGCACCUCAGGGCGAAGUGCCAAACCUAACUGAUGUGUGACUAUUUAGGGAAUCCUCACAUGGAAGUAUGAAAGGUAGAAUUACCUCUGAUCCAUUAGUGCAGAAAUAGCUAAUCUGCAGACACAAUACCAAAGUACGUGUACAGCACUGACAGAAAUAGCAGACGGGAUCACGACGAGACUUACAUUUUGCUCUGAGAUGUAUAGGAAUGUUUUAAAAAAACAGCAGAUCUUGCAUAGGUAAGCAGAUAUGUUUGAAUGUGGUACACAGGCUAAUUCAUCAUUCCAACAAUAAAGAGACAAGAUGACACGUAUGUCACUUCAUUCACGCAAGCCUCACUGAGCACAUUAUGGGUGAGAAUGACGUAGUUCAGAGUUACAUAGAACCAAUAUUACUGCUUGAGUGCUCUUCAAGACUAUCCAUUAUAUAUUAUUGUGGAAGUUAUGUAUCAGUCUGGUGGCUGUGUGAUGUAAGAUGGUGUGGACAAUGUGUGCAGGUCCGUGUGACUCAUGUACAAGGUAGCUGCCACAAUGCCUGUCAUCUCAUUUGUCUCCUGAACAAUGAACGCAAAUGAUGCAUUUGAAUUUGGAGAAAGAUCUUUUUUCCGUGUGUGAUGUGCUGAGAUUGAGAUGUCAGCACUGUCUGUCUAAGCUGCGCGCGUGCGCAAUUGCGCACUGCUGACACGGUCUCCGCGCACAGAAACUCUGCGCACGCACUUGCGCUGCGCACAAAAAAAAAUCCAACCUAAAUUGUAAAUAAAAUAAACACGUAACAAUUCA